Knipowitschia caucasica is the source of this 2811-nucleotide messenger RNA. NCBI's taxonomy places the organism in Eukaryota, Metazoa, Chordata, Actinopteri, Gobiiformes, Gobiidae. The record is from the annotation of a GenBank genome assembly.
AUGCUGCUUUUACGCAUCGCCGUUUCUGUGGCGUUGUGCGUGACGUCGCAGGGAAGCAGCAACAAGUGGGAGCGAAGCGAAGUGACACCCAUUCAACUCGACCCCAAAUCGAUUAACGCUGAGGACACGUUUACGCACGAACAAGCGGAGAAGCGGCGAGAGAUGCGAGCGUACCGGUUUGACGUGUUUGGAGAGAGGCUGGUGUUGGAGCUGGAGUCUGAUGAGACUUUCCUCGCGCCCGGGUUUGUGUUCCACGUAAUCGGUUCUGCGGAAAUUCGAUUACCCGGUGAGCCAGAGUCGAAUCGAGCGUGCUUCUACUCCGGUAAAGUUAACGGGGACGUGAAAUCUGCCGCCGCUUUGAACGUGUGCCACGGACUGAGAGGUGGAUUCUACUACGGCGGGAGGGAGUACUUCAUCCAACCGCGCAACGGGAGCGACUACGGGAGCGCGCAGGAGGAGGACGUGCACGUGGUGAUGCGGGCGAUCAGCGGAGGUUUUGAGGCCGGGGUGACGGAGGAGGAGGGAGGCGUGAAGUGUGGGGUAAACGAAGAUGAAGCCCGAGUAAAGAAAGUGGAGCAGGAGGAGGCGCAAGCGGAGCAGAUGGACGCAGCUCAUCAGCGUUCCAAGCGCUUUGUCUCGUCUCCUCGGUUCCUGGAGAUCCUGCUUGUCGCCGACGGCUCCAUGGCACGUUUCCACGGUGCUGGACUCAAGCCGUAUCUCCUUACCGUGAUGGCGGUGGCGUCCAGACUCUACCGCCACCAUAGCAUUCAUAACUCCAUCUCCCUCGCUGUGGUCAAGCUCCUGGUGGUGACCGAGGAGGAGAAGGGUCCCCAGGUGUCCUCCAACGCCGCCAUGACCCUAAGGAACUUCUGUCAGUGGCAACGGCAGCACAACCCGCCCAGAGACAGCCAUCCGGAACACUACGACACCGCUGUGCUCUUCACCAGGACUGACCUGUGUGGUGCUCACUCCUGUGACACUCUGGGGAUGGCAGACGUGGGGACAGUGUGUGAUCCCGACCGGAGCUGCUCCAUCAUCGAGGACGACGGACUCCAGGCGGCUUUCACUGUGGCUCACGAACUGGGCCAUGUCUUCAACAUGCCCCAUGAUGACGCGCAGCUGUGCGCUGGGGUGAACGGCCCCCACUGGGGGUCCCACAUGAUGGCCUCCACCCUGUCCAACCUGGACCAGAGAGAGCCUUGGUCCCCCUGCUCCGCCCUCAUGGUCACCACCUUCCUGGACAACGGUCACGGACAGUGCCUCCUGGACCAGCCUCAGAGACCUCAGACCCUGCCCCAGACUCUGCCCGGGACGGUGUAUGACGCAGAUCACCAGUGCAGACUGACGUUUGGGGACGACUCUCAGCACUGUCCGGACCUCAGCAGUACUUGUUCCGCUCUCUGGUGCACAGUGACCACGUCGAAUGGUCUGCUGGUGUGUCAGACCAAGAACUUCCCAUGGGCCGACGGCACCAGCUGUGACCAGGACAGCAUCUGCCUCUCAGGGCACUGUGUGAGCAGGAGCCAGGCAGCAAAACAACAGGUGGCAGUGGACGGAGGCUGGGGUCUGUGGGGGCCGUGGGGAGACUGCUCUCGCUCCUGUGGGGGAGGAGUCCAGUAUUCCUUUAGGAGCUGUGACUCUCCGCUGCCCAAGAGCGGAGGACGAUUCUGCGAAGGAAAGAGAGUCCAGUACCGCUCCUGCAACACCGAGACCUGUCCUGAGACCAACGGUCUGUCGUUCCGUGAGGAGCAGUGCCUGGUCCAUAAUGACAUGUCAGCUCAGGUGUCACUGGGGUCGGGCGAGGGUGUGGAGUGGGUCCCCAAGUACGCAGGUGUCUCCCCCAAAGACCGCUGCAAACUGGUGUGCCGAGCCAAGGGGACCGGGUACUUCUUUGUGCUCAAGUCAAAGGUGGCGGACGGUACUCCCUGCAGCCCAGACUCCACCUCUGUGUGCGUUCAGGGACAGUGUGUGAAAGCCGGCUGUGACCGCGUCAUCAGCUCCACCAAGAGAUUUGAUAAAUGUGGAGUCUGCGGAGGAGACGGAUCUACCUGCAAAAAGAUCUCUGGAGCGCUGGAGCGAGCCAGACCCGGAUACCAGGAUGUGGUCACGAUCCCCGCUGGUGCGACUCACGUGGACAUAAAGCAGCGCUCGCCAGGCGCCGACAGCAGCUACCUCGCACUGCGCAGACAAGACGGCUCCUACUUACUGAACGGAGACUACAAACUCACCACUGUGGAGUCCGACAUCGCUCUGAAGGGUGCGCUGCUCCGAUACAGCGGCUCGGCGGCCAUCUUGGAACGCCUCCGAAGCUUUGCGCCGCUGCCUGAAGCUCUGACGGUGCAGGUCCUGUCCGUCGGAGAAUCCCCGCGCCCCAGGGUUAAAUACAGCUACUUUGCGCCACGGCCGAACAACAACGCGGCGAACGCAAACCAGCGCAGGCCGUCCAUCAACGCCAUCCGAGAGGUGGGGUUCGCCGAGUGGACUCUGCGCGAGUGGGGGCCGUGCUCGAAGACGUGUGGAGGCACCGGGAGCCAGCAGAGAGAGGUGGUGUGCAUCGACGCGAAGGGGAAGAGCUCCAGAGACUGCCCAGAGGAGCUGCGGCCUGUGGGGGUGAGGCAGUGUGCGACGUCGCCGUGUCCGUCCUGGCUGCUCGGCGAGUGGUCGGCUUGCUCCAAGGCUUGCGGCCGCGGCUUCAGGAGGAGACAGUUAAAGUGCGUGGAAGCGGACGGGCGCGAGAUGGCGAGCGAGAACUGCGAGAGCACGGACAGACCCAGGCCACUGCUGGAGCUGUGUAACCAGGGGCCCUGCUAG